AUGGCCGACCCCUUACAGGAGAUUGACCUCGACUCGGUCAUUGACCGUCUUCUCGAAGUCCGUGGCAACCGCCCGGGUAAGGCUGUUCAGCUGCAGGAGUACGAGAUCAAGUACCUGUGCACCAAGGCGCGUGAGAUCUUUAUCGGGCAGCCGAUUCUGCUCGAGCUCGAGGCGCCAAUCAAGAUUUGCGGCGACAUCCACGGCCAAUAUUACGACCUGCUCCGCUUGUUCGAGUAUGGCGGCUUCCCCCCAGAAGCCAAUUACCUCUUCCUUGGUGACUACGUCGACCGUGGCAAGCAGUCGCUCGAGACCAUCUGCCUCCUCCUUGCGUACAAGAUCAAGUACCCCGAGAACUUCUUCAUCCUCCGUGGCAACCACGAGUGCGCAUCGAUCAACCGUAUCUACGGCUUCUACGACGAGUGCAAGCGUCGCUACAACAUCAAGCUGUGGAAGACGUUUACCGACUGCUUCAACUGCCUGCCGAUUGCCGCCAUCAUUGACGAGAAGAUCUUCACCAUGCACGGUGGCCUCAGCCCCGAUCUCCAGAGCAUGGAGCAGAUCCGGCGAGUGAUGCGCCCAACUGACGUCCCCGACACUGGUCUUCUCUGCGACCUCCUCUGGUCCGACCCCGACAAGGACAUUACGGGCUGGAGCGAGAACGAUCGAGGCGUGUCGUUCACGUUUGGGCCGGACGUUGUCUCGCGUUUCCUCCAGAAGCACGACAUGGACCUCAUCUGCCGUGCACACCAGGUCGUAGAGGAUGGCUACGAGUUCUUUGCCAAGCGGCAGCUGGUCACGUUGUUCUCGGCUCCUAAUUACUGUGGCGAAUUCGACAACGCCGGUGCAAUGAUGUCCGUUGACGACACCCUGCUAUGCUCUUUCCAGAUCCUGAAACCCGCCGAGAAGAAGGGGCCAAAGUACGGGGCCUACGGCGGACGGCGUUAG
Cutaneotrichosporon cavernicola is the source of this 945-nucleotide messenger RNA. RefSeq lists its product as uncharacterized. Gene Ontology annotation, cellular component: nucleus; cytoplasm. The record is from RefSeq and is a predicted model, not a curated record. The transcript has 5 exons. NCBI's taxonomy places the organism in Eukaryota, Fungi, Basidiomycota, Tremellomycetes, Trichosporonales, Trichosporonaceae. Gene Ontology annotation, biological process: regulation of mitotic cell cycle; chromosome segregation. Gene Ontology annotation, molecular function: protein serine/threonine phosphatase activity. The coding region runs from base 1 to 945 and encodes 314 amino acids.